UCAGUAUAGGAUUUUGUUUUCCCGCGAUCAGUUGCUUUGCACUAAAAUCAGUUGCUUUGCAAAAAUCUUCCUCAAAUCCCUAAUAUUGGAAAUCGAAUUCAAUAGAAAUCCCUAAUAUUUCCACGAUCCAUAGAAACUGUUCCUGUUCAUCUUCCUCCAAUCUAAUUGCUUGAACCCAACUGUUAACCCUAAUCUCCAAGAACCCAUAAAUCCUCUUCUCUCCACCAUAUACCCAGCAAUUCAAUUUUUUGGAAGUCGUACUUGUUCAUCGUCGUGCCGUCACAACUCAAACCGUGGUGGUUAUUAAGACCCUUAUGGGCUAAGGUUGAAUUGGGUGGACAAGCCUAUAUUCACAGCUGAAAUACUCAUAAUCCCCGUUUUCACAAUCACAGACAGCAGGCUGCAUAUUUUUAUCUGAAGAGAAAAAGAGAGAAAGAGAGAUGUCGGGUAUGGGAGAUGGAUAUGUGGGCACUGCCCAAGAUGCAGUCCGGAUCCGACGGCUAGAGAAACAGAGAGAAGCUGAACGUCGGAAAAUCCAAGAGCUGAAAUCCAAGUCUGCCACCUCCAAUGGUCAACCCGGUCUCCUCCAAUUUGGAUCCAGCACUUCCGAGAUUCUUGAAACUGCUUUUAAGAAAGAAACCGUUGGUCUUGUCACCCGUGAACAGUACGUUGAGAAGAGGGUUAACAUUCAGAGUAAAAUAGAGGAGGAAGAGAAGGAGAAGCUUCAGAAGCAACUACAAGAGGAGGAGGAGCUUCAACUACAGAAACGAAAGAAGAGGAAGAUCAAGGGAAAUUCUAGACUAUCAUUUUCUGAGGAUAUUAUUGACAAUGACGCUCAGGAAGAGGAGGAGCCACACCAAAGUAAUAAUAUAGAAACAAAUGGAGGAGUACGGUGUGGUAAGCUUGGUAAAGACCCCACCGUUGAAACUAGCUUUCUACCUGAUAGUGAGCGAGAGGCAGAGGAGCAAGCUGAACGUGAAAGGCUACGCAGACAGUGGCUCCGUGAGCAGGAUCAAAUUCGAAAUGAGCCUCUUCAAAUCACAUACAGUUAUUGGGAUGGAACUGGCCAUAGGCGUGUUGUCCAGGUACGCAAGGGUGACACCAUCGGAGAGUUUCUUCGAGCAAUCCAACAGCAACUUGCUCCUGAAUUCCGAGAGAUUCGAACAACCUCGGUAGAAAAUUUGCUUUAUGUGAAAGAAGACCUUAUCAUUCCUCAUCAACACAGCUUCUAUGAACUAAUUGUGAACAAAGCGAGGGGGAAAAGUGGACCGCUUUUUCAUUUUGAUGUGCAUGAAGAUGUAAGAACAAUUGCUGAUGCCACUAUAGAAAAGGAUGAGUCGCAUGCUGGAAAAGUUGUAGAAAGGCACUGGUAUGAGAAGAACAAGCAUAUAUUUCCUGCUUCAAGAUGGGAGAUUUAUGAUCCAGCAAAGAAGUGGGAACGUUAUACCAUCCAUGGGGAUUAAACUUUUGCUGCCAAAUAAUUUUACUCGGAUUUGCUGCUUCUGAGUUUUGAUCUGAUCUUCAGCUGAACUAUUAUGCCUCAAUUUCCACCUUGAAUAAUGUUGGUUUAUAAUAAUAUAAUUAGCAAUUCCGGUAUUUGGAAUGAGUGGUCUUCAUUGUAGAAACUUGGACAAGUAGUUAGAGUGGUGGCGUCAUUGGCAGCAUCAAGAGCUGAAUAAAUUUUAAUAGUUAUUAAUCUUUGUCGGAUAAUUUGUUGAACACACAAAGUGAAUUCUCCUCUCAAUUUAUUUUUUUCAUAUUUAAGAGUUGAGAUCGAAUUUCUAA
This is a messenger RNA of Trifolium pratense (red clover), 1785 nucleotides long. Its product is annotated as protein XAP5 CIRCADIAN TIMEKEEPER-like. Lineage: Eukaryota; Viridiplantae; Streptophyta; Magnoliopsida; Fabales; Fabaceae. Bases 441 to 1463 code for a protein of 340 amino acids. The record is from RefSeq and is a predicted model, not a curated record. The transcript is spliced from 11 exons. Gene Ontology annotation, cellular component: nucleus. Gene Ontology annotation, biological process: chromatin organization.